Penicillium crustosum is the source of this 1233-nucleotide messenger RNA. RefSeq lists its product as uncharacterized. The transcript has 2 exons. Bases 1 to 1233 code for a protein of 410 amino acids. Lineage: Eukaryota; Fungi; Ascomycota; Eurotiomycetes; Eurotiales; Aspergillaceae. The record is from RefSeq and is a predicted model, not a curated record.
AUGACUCUCGCUAAUGAUCAUUUCGAUUCGAGCAAGAUUCAGACUUCUCCUUCUGAACAUGUGGCGAGUGACUCAGACGGGAGUAGAUGCGCCUCACCAUUUGGUGCCGAGAUUCUGUCCCAAGUGUUAGAAAAAGAGCUACUUGAUUCUAUCGACGAUGAACUUGUUCAGGUGUUGCAGAGCCAAGCGUUUCUCGGAUCCAAUUCAAAUAUUCAACCAGAGAAGCAAUUUUUCUUCCACUUUGUCAAUACCGUGUCCUACUGCAUUCCACUGCCCUAUGACGAGAGACGAAGAUCGCUCAUCGCGUUUGCCGUGCGAGAGAGCCUGAAGGAUCGGCUUGUGAUGGGUGUGAUUCUCGCCUUAGGCGCUUCUCAUUUUAUAAACACAGUGCCAUCGGAGGGAGCAGAAAUAAAAUCCCUCAUACUUGCCAAGAAAGAACUGGUUCGGGCAGCAAGAAAAGAGCAGUAUUUGCGCUUUUCAUCACAGCUCUCCCAAUGGAAAGAUGCUGCAGGUAAUUCAAUUGACCUUGAGAGAUUCCUCUUAAUAUUUGUUCUAUGCCAUGUCUUCGAGAUGUCAGAAGGGGUGUCAGAAGAGUCAUGGCUCUGGAUGGAAGAGACAAAGACAGUCUUUCUACGUGCUUUAAGACCAUCUCUUGAGGCUAGUGGAAUAAACCAAACUGCUUUUGCCAAUGAGGGCCAGUCACAAGAGUCGAUUCAAAACAAGAAUGAUCUUCUGCAUGUGUUUAUCUACAUGGAUGUCUUAGGAUGCGCUACUUCUUCUCAAAGAUAUGUGUGUCAGCCUCAGGCCAUUUACAUCUUGCAUUGGACGUCUAAAUCUUCAGAUGAUGGGAGAAUUGCCAGUGUUCAAUAUGAGGUCAUUGAAUUGGUUUCGCAGAUUACCGAUCUCCAGCUUCAAGUGACGAGCACAUCGAUUCUCUCUGCUCCACUUAUUUCCCAGUCCAUCCAUAUCUCAAAAACUAUUAACGAAAAAUUGGGACUUGGUUGCGACAACAACCUUUCGGUUGAAGAGUGGCCCAUCCUUCGGGCUUACAUUUCUUCGGCAUUUAUUUGGCUCCAUUCUAUUGUUCACCCAAAAGAAAUUUCGAGUGAGAAAAUACAGGGAGAGGCUCGCAGUGGCUUAGAUAGCCUUUCCGCAAUACCUUUUUCAUCCUGGUAUUCACUCUCUCUGUUCCCCUUUUUUCCUGAUAGGAGUGAACUGUGUGACGAGGACUGA